Molecule: messenger RNA, 846 nt
Organism: Orbicella faveolata
Lineage: Eukaryota; Metazoa; Cnidaria; Anthozoa; Scleractinia; Merulinidae
Source: RefSeq, a predicted model, not a curated record
UAUGCAUUUACUGUUUGGAAGACACGACACGGAGUAGACAUAAAAUCCGCUCGAUUCUCGUGCGUUUAGUCGAGGAAAAAGGGUUUCUUCUGCCCGACACUGAAUACUGCUUGUGAUCAAAAUGAAGGGUAUUUUGAAGAUCGUCUUGGUGCUGUUUGCUCUGUCGAUCGCCAAAGCGAAACCUGUUCCUGAAUGGGAUGACGAGGAAGAGUGGGACGAGGUUCAGAAAGAGAGAGUUGACGCCUUGAACGAGGAAGAAGACAAAGACGCCUGGGACGAGGAAGAAGACGAAGAGGCUUGGGACGAGGAAGAAGACGAAGAAGUCUGGGACGAGGAAGAAGACGAAGAAGCUUGGGACGAGGAAGAAGACGAAGAAGCUUGGGACGAAGAAGAAGACGAAGAGGCUUGGGACGAGAAGGAGGACGAAGCGGCUUGGGACGAGGAAGAGGUUGAGAAGGAAGGGGAAGAAGAGGAGGAAGAGGAGGAAAAGAGCGGUGAAGAAGACGAGGCUUGGGACGAGGAAGAGGACGAAGCGGCUUGGGACGAGGAAGAGGGUGAGGAACAAAAAGUUGAGGAGGAAGAGGAGGAAGAGACCGGUGUAGAAGACGAGGCUUGGUACGAUGUGGACAACACCGGAGGAGAGUACGGAGACGACGAAUUCGAGAAAGAAAUUCUAAAUCUUAAGAGAGGUCUUACCGAAAUGAGGGCCGAGCUGGAGGACAUGUUGGCACAUUAAUUGUCUUCCAAAUUUUUUGAUCCAUUUUGAAACUUGGAGCUUAGCACGUAAAUAACGUAAACUCUGGUUGUAAUUUUCAGCAUCUGAAUAAAAUAAAGAUGGUGUAAUGC